AAACACCUUGAUUUCUCUUGAACCCUCUCUUACAAUAUCAAUUUCCUAGCAACCCUUUUCCUUAAUUUUCCUCCAAAAAUAACCAUUAAAAUUUUAGUCUAUAGUUUCAUAUUUCCCUCUUUUUUUUUAUUCAAUGAAUGGAAGAACAAGCUCUGAUCUUCCACCAGGUUUCAGAUUUCACCCAACUGAUGAGGAAUUAAUUGUUUAUUACCUUUGUAACCAAGCAACAUCACAACCAUGUCCUGCAUCUAUCAUCCCUGAAGUUGAUAUCUAUAAAUUUGAUCCAUGGGAAUUACCUGAUAAAUCAGAUUUUGUAGAAAAUGAAUGGUAUUUUUUUAGUCCAAGAGAGAGAAAGUAUCCAAAUGGGGUGAGGCCAAAUAGAGCAACUGUUUCUGGGUAUUGGAAGGCUACUGGCACAGACAAAUCAAUCUUUAGUGGGUCUAAACAUAUUGGGGUUAAGAAAGCUUUGGUUUUUUAUAAGGGUAGGCCACCAAAGGGCCUCAAGACAGAUUGGAUUAUGCAUGAGUAUAGGUUAAUUGGAUCAAGAAAACAAGCCAAUAGGCAAAUUGGAUCCAUGAGGCUAGAUGAUUGGGUGUUGUGUAGGAUCUAUAAGAAGAAGAAUACCACAAAAUCAUUUGACACAAGAGAAGAAUACCCUACAAAUCAAAUCAAUGUAUCACCAAGAAAUGAUGAUGAUAGUGAACAAGAAUUGAUGAAAUUUUCAAGGACAUGUUCUCUAACUAAUCUUUUGGAUAUGGACUACUUGGGUCCAAUAUCACAAAUAUUAUCAGAUGGAUCAUAUAACUCAACAUUUGAAUAUCAAAUUAACACUGCACAUGGUGGAAUAAUUGUUGACCCAUUUGUAAAAUCACAAAUGGUUGAAAUGGCUACUAACUCUUAUGCAGCUGAUUCAGAGAAAAACAAUGUGAAACAGAAUAGCAGCUUCAAUUCAACCUUAUUUGGGAAUCAAGUAUAUGACCAUAGAGAAUAAUAAAUUAAUUACAAAAAAGAAUAGUAAAUGAAUGACAUUGGAUUAUUUAAUUAGGCAUGACGAUAAGCUUCACCAAUAAAAUAAUUCUGAAGAUUCUUUGUAGAAAUAUAUAAUAUAUAUAUAGCAUCACCCUAUGAAUUUUCAGUUAUAUUAUUUAAUCUGAUAGCUCCAUCAGAA
Messenger RNA from Cicer arietinum (chickpea), 1168 nucleotides. RefSeq names its product NAC family transcription factor 3 (gene NAC3). NCBI's taxonomy places the organism in Eukaryota, Viridiplantae, Streptophyta, Magnoliopsida, Fabales, Fabaceae. Gene Ontology annotation, biological process: regulation of DNA-templated transcription. The record is from RefSeq and is marked validated. Gene Ontology annotation, molecular function: DNA binding.